UCUCCUCCUCUCUCGGUCCUUCCUUCCCAGGGUUCAAUGAGCGCUGUGUGGCCCCACCCCGUCUCUCUUCAGCGCUGUCUAUCUCCUCAAUGUAAGCUACUAUUCUCGGAGAGAGAGAAAGGGAGAAAAUAAUAACCUCCAAGAAUUGGUUAUUCCUGUCUUUCACCUUCCACGACCAGCGGCCAGGAGGGGAGCGGCCUUCGCGGUGGGAAUGUGCUGCUACAACAACCCCGCGUCCUAUUUUUUUGUGAAUGUAAAUGCACAUGCAGUCUCAAGCCUGUAGCCUAUUUACCCACCUCGGAUUCAAGAGGAAUAUAUAUGUUUGUAUGAGAGUGUGUAUGUGUGUACAUAUAGGUCUUAUGUAGGCUAUACAAACUGAGCCUGACAGCGGGGGUUGCUUUUUCACCUGCAAGAAACGUGGAUACAAAAUCGAGGGAUUUUCACAUCUUGGUCACGUUUUCUUUUUUCUUUUUUUUUUUCUUAAAUGAUUUUUUUCCUUGGAGGGGUUCAUCGGAGCCGAGCUGGGAAUUAAAAAAAUAAAGUAUCGGUGCGCAGUUUUGGAGGCUCGGUGGUGAUGUGAGGGGCUGAUAACACAUUUCAGCAACAAAAGCGAGGGGCAGGGAGAGAGAGAAGGCCCUUUGCAGGAGAAAACACAGCAAGGAACAGCCAUCACAAAUAAGGAGGACAAAUCGGGGAAUCCAGCCGAAAAGACAACCGCAGUGAGUUUGGAGCUGUUUCGGGUUGAUUUGAUGCAGCGAAUGAAAAUGAGCCGGAUGACGACGGAAGCAAUGAGAAUAUCACACAUGUAGCUCGUUUAAGUGUAAAUAUUGUUUUCCUUCCUCCUGUCCUGCUGGGCCCCCCGACCAAGACAGCCGUCGGGGAGACAGAGAAAUAGAUACAGUAUAAGUGUACACCUAUGGAAAUGUUUAUCAUGAAAGGAGACGUGGAAACGAGCCGCGCCACAGCACGAGCGAGGUUUUCGGACACGCCGAGUUCGGCUCCUUGUCACGGGCAGCAGUGAGACGCAAGACCCGGGCUUUUGGAGAUGCAAAUUAGGCUCAUUAUUCUGCCUCUGUUCGAGGUGAAACCCCGAUUUUUGGUGUCUUAACAGACGUUGUGGAAUAUAAUUGUUAACGUUACACAGUCGACGGGGGGAGAGAGUGGGGAGAACAAAACAAAAACUGUACUGCAUGUGAAGGAGGAAAAGCCCGAGCAGGAUUCAGCAAACUGAGAAGGCGGCCUCGGUGUCGUCAGCAACAGUAUCCUGCCCUUUCUCUGACAGCAACAUACGCGUUAUGGACACAUAAUUUCUACAGGGCUGCACCACGGACAGUUUUUGGAGCAGGCCAGGGACGUUAAACGGUGUAAAUGUGGUUGACAUUGCUGCCAAAUCCGCAUGUCAAACGAGGGAUCUAGACUAGUUUAGUUUAUUUAUUUUUCUUUCUACAUACCCUCUCCACCUCCACUUCUUCUUCCACCUCCUCCCCUGGACCCCCUUUUUUCUUUUUUCUUGCGGGAAGAUGGGUUGUUUGGGCAACAGUAAGACCGAAGACCAGAGAAAUGAGGAGAAGGCACAAAGAGAAGCCAACAAAAAGAUAGAGAAGCAGCUCCAAAAAGACAAGCAGAUAUACAGAGCAACACACAGACUACUACUUUUAGGAGCUGGAGAGUCAGGAAAGAGCACCAUAGUGAAACAGAUGAGGAUCCUACAUGUCAACGGAUUCAAUGCAGAAGAGAAAAAGCAGAAAAUUCACGACAUCAAGAAUAAUAUUAAAGAAGCCAUUGAGACCAUAGUAACAGCUAUGAGCACCCUGGCACCGCCGGUGCGGUUGGCGUGCCCACAGAACCAGUACCGGAUCGAAUACAUCCUCAACCUCGUCAGCCAGAAGGACUUUGAGUUUCCAUCUGAGUUUUACGACCAUGCUAAGACACUGUGGCAGGAUGAGGGGGUCAGGGCGUGCUUCGAGAGGUCCAACGAGUACCAGCUAAUCGACUGUGCACAAUACUUUCUAGACAAGAUUGAGAUUGUGAAACAGAAUGACUACACUCCUACAGAUCAGGAUUUGCUGCGGUGCAGAGUUCUGACUUCAGGCAUCUUUGAGACGAGAUUCCAAGUGGACAAAGUUAAUUUCCAUAUGUUUGAUGUUGGCGGUCAAAGAGACGAACGCCGGAAAUGGAUUCAGUGCUUUAACGAUGUAACAGCCAUCAUCUUCGUGGUGGCCAGUAGCAGUUACAACAUGGUGAUCAGAGAGGACAAUCAGACCAACCGUUUACAGGAGGCCCUCAACCUCUUCAAGAACAUCUGGAACAACAGGUGGCUACGGACCAUUUCUGUCAUCUUGUUCCUAAAUAAACAGGACCUGCUAGCAGAGAAGGUGCUGGCAGGGAAGUCCAAAAUCGAGGAAUACUUUCCUGAAUUUGCUCGCUACACCACACCUGAUGAUGCGACACCAGAGCCUGGAGAAGAUCCGCGUGUUACAAGGGCAAAGUACUUCAUAAGAGAUGAAUUCCUGAGGAUCAGCACAGCAAGCGGGGACGGGAGGCACUACUGUUACCCCCACUUCACCUGCGCCGUCGACACGGAAAACAUCCGCCGUGUCUUCAACGACUGUCGAGACAUCAUCCAGCGGAUGCACCUGCGGCAGUACGAGCUGUUGUGAUGGGAGAAAAAACACAUCGGACUAUGAAAAACCCUGAACCCUGAGUCUCUGAACUCCCCUCUUACACAGGAGGGUGCGAGCUCUUGUGAAGGAACAGGGGCCAAAACACACACGCACACGCACACAACCACAACCACACACACACACACACACACACUUACAGUAAACACACCCUGAACCUAGAACUUCCCCUGAUGCAAACUCCAUACCUGCAGUAGACAGAGCUAUUUUGAUGGAAGAGUUUUAGGGGCUAACGCCUAAACAGACUCUGAGCCCAGCAUAGUCCCAGCUCUCAACAUCAUAUAUCGACCCCUCAUACACGUUACCCUCACCUUUCUAGAAGCCCAGAGCGGCCCAGUCUGGACUGUACUUCCUGCAGUGAGGGGAUUGUGAGAUUCCCUCUUGUUGAGGUCGGGAUGAAAACUGAGCGAGCUGCUACUUCAGUGCAACUGGGAAAGAGAUGACUCUUGAAUUACUGCAAAUGGAGAAUAGACAUGUCACAACAGAUCAGCUGAACACUGUAUCUAACAAAAAAAGCACUGUGCUCAGGACUCAAAUCCUUCCUAUCACUUACACACAUCCAUAAAUCCGACCACCGGAUCUGCUCUCACACAGAAACGCAUCACACAUGCUUUUUACUGGACUGCACAACAGGCUGGUUGAGCUGUCGGCUGAUUUAUCCUGGCACCGUGCUUUGAGAUUAAGUGACUGCGCAGACUAAGUGGACCAGGGGUGUUUUGUGAUCAGUCGAGGCAGCAGGGGGGCAGGGGUUCACAAAAACAGGAUAGACUACGAUGUGAAUUUCUCUGAUGGAGUCUAGACACGUUUGACAAGAGAAGACAGUCCUUCGACUUCUCCACAGAACUGUUUUGCCACCUGACUUUGCCUUGUUGGUAGUGGAGCAAAGCGUGCGGAGGACACAUUGAGUUUAAAACAAAAAGAAACAAAAAAAUAACUUUUAUGGAGCUUAACUAACGGAGGGCAAAAUAAAAGCAUCCUUCUACAGUACAGUACCAUAUAAGUUGAAGAGAACUCUCAUCUUGUCAUGAUUGACCCUGUUUUACUGUCUCCACAGCUGUUUUUGUCUGUGUAGACUUUUGUGCCAUUGUGCCAUGUGCGCUCUCUUUCUUUAUCUUUACUCUCUCUGUCUCUGUCGUUCUCUCCCUUUUUUCACGCCUGUUCUUUCUCCUCUGAUGAUUUUACUCCCCCUCCCCCCUUCAAUUUCUCCCUCACUCCUCGUCCUCACCAUCACCUUCAUCUGCACUUCUACCUUCCUGGCAGUGCUCUUUUGUUUUAAGAGAAAAUAAAAUAUAAUAAUCCUGGAAUAUUAAAAAAGAACAACAACAAA
Messenger RNA from Cottoperca gobio, 4008 nucleotides. It is a transcript of the gene gnas, whose product is annotated as GNAS complex locus. NCBI's taxonomy places the organism in Eukaryota, Metazoa, Chordata, Actinopteri, Perciformes, Bovichtidae. Gene Ontology annotation, cellular component: heterotrimeric G-protein complex; cytoplasm. The transcript is spliced from 12 exons. Gene Ontology annotation, biological process: adenylate cyclase-activating dopamine receptor signaling pathway; sensory perception of chemical stimulus. The record is from RefSeq and is a predicted model, not a curated record. The coding region runs from base 1521 to 2660 and encodes 379 amino acids. Gene Ontology annotation, molecular function: beta-2 adrenergic receptor binding; D1 dopamine receptor binding; mu-type opioid receptor binding.